Molecule: messenger RNA, 438 nt
Organism: Caenorhabditis remanei
Lineage: Eukaryota; Metazoa; Nematoda; Chromadorea; Rhabditida; Rhabditidae
Exons: 3
Coding region: 1-438 (145 amino acids)
Source: RefSeq, a predicted model, not a curated record
AUGCAAUUCUAUCCUUCUCUUAUUCUUCUAAAUGCUCUUUUCCUCUUUUCUCUUGUUAUUAUUCCUUCUGAAGUUAAUAUGGCUCCAUGUUUGCUUCCACAGGAUUGUGAUUGCAUUAAACGUGGUCUCUUCGAUGAUAACUGGCUUCAAUCAAACAAACCAACUGUCUUCAAUGCAUUCAAGGAUAAAUAUUCAUUCAGUUUUCCAGAAACCACUUAUCCAGAAUGCGAGUCAAUCAUUUCUGUUUGUCCUGAACCUGCUGAAGUAGCAGCAAUUUAUGCAAACGGAACGAUCAAAAUCGGCGGUGCCACCCUCAAAAAUCCAUUCAAAUUAACUCAAUUGUGGUGUGAAGACGGUAAUUGGAUGAAAGUUGCCUACUCUGGAACCUUCGAUGCAACCAUUCGGGCUACAAACAUUUCGUGUGCCCUCAAAAAAUAA